CAAAGUCACAAGGGUCCGAACCCAACAAAAAAACUCUCCAAACCCCAUUUCAUUUUUCAAAUCUGCUCCUGCCCCACCUCCGCCGCCGGACUUCCAAACGAUCAAACCCCACCCAGUCGCUGUCUCCAGCCCCAAAUCCUCGAGCUCCCUCCGUCAGUGGCGCGAUGGGGUUCGUGGAUCCGGCGGCGCCGCUGCUGGCGACGUGCGGCGGCGACACGGUUAAGCUUUUCGACGUCACGGUGGAGACCGGCGACCCCUGCGUCCUCGCCUACACCCCCGCGCCCGCGCACCCCGUCAACGCCGUCAAGUGGAACCACACCAAUCUUAUUGUAGCAAGUGCUGGCGAUGAUAAAAAGAUCUCAUUGUGGCAUAAGAAGGGUCAAAAUGUAGGACAACUACCAACAUCAACUGUCGACCGUGGUGAUGACAUAGAGGAGUGCAUUUAUUCUAUCAGCUUUAGCAACAAAGGUUCUCGAUAUCUCUGUUCCUGUGGAAGUGGCCAUAUUGUUAGGAUAUGGGAUUUGCAGCGUAAGAGAUGUAUCAAAUGGCUAAGCGGUCACACUGACACAAUUACUGGCGUAAUGUAUAACUGCAAAGAUGAACAUUUGGCAUCGAUCAGCAUGAAGGGGGACCUGAUUCUUCAUAAUCUUGCUUCUGGAGCACGUGUUUCUGAACUUAGCGAUCCAAACGGACAGGUUCUGAGAGUGCUUGAUUAUUCACGAAAUAGUAGGCAUUUAUUGGUGACAGCUGGAGAUGAUGGUUCUGUGCAUCUUUGGGAUACAACUGCAAAGUCUCCUAAGGUUUCAUGGCUGAAGCAACAUUCUGCACCCACAAGUGGUGUUUGUAUUUCACCAUCCAGUGAUAAGAUAAUUGCUACAGUGGGCCUUGAUAAGAAGUUAUACACUUUAGAUUCAGGGUCAAGACGGCCGGCCCACACUAUUCCUCAUGAGGCCCCAUUCUCCUCAUUGGCGUAUAAUGAUGAUGGUACUAUAAUAGCAGCGGGCACUAACAGUGGACGUGUGGUGUUCUAUGAUAUUCGAGGAAAACCAAAGCCAUUGACCAUCCUUCGUGCAUAUAAUACUUCUGAGGCUGUGACAGGUUUAUGCUGGCAACGGUCGAAGCCUGUCGUUGUUAAUGAGAACAGUUCUUCUGAAGUUGCUCUUCUUGGGGGAACUAAUGAAGAGUCUGUUCUUAUGCCAGAUCCCUUGCCUUCAGCAACACCUACAGGCCUUGGUUCUGGGGUGGCCACUACAAGUCUUCUCUCUUUGACAGCAAACACAAGUGGCUAUCUUUCGGCCUCAAAUUCUUCUACUAUGGAGGAAACACCAUAUAGAACUCGUCCGCUGACUGGUGGACCGUUAUCAAAGCUACAGGCUCCUCUUAGUAACUAUAAUCUGAAGGAUGAUAUGGAUGUAUUUUCUCCACUUGUUGAUGUCCAGCCUUUCACACCAUCUAGUGGCAACUGGUGGGAUGAGCAUGGAAGUGAUGAUGCAAAAAAGGAUGAUAAACCAGGAGAAAAGAAAUUUUCAACAACCAGGAAGUAUUCGUAUAUGGAAGGCAAUGAUGAGCCACAUCCGAUUGCAGAUUGGCGGUCUACUGCAAGACAGGAUAGCAUCUCAUCUGUGACUACUACAUCCAUGCCAUCAUGGAAGAGCGAACUGUCUGUAUCUUCGCCAGAGCCAGCAACUGGAAAUGCAUUACCAGACAGGCUUACUCAACGUCAACUGAUCUCACGCUUUGGGUCUUCAGCCUUUCCAACUGGUGGCUUGGCAUUUACAGCCUCACAAGAUCCAGCUUCAGCACCCAGUCACUCACUGAAGGGUUCUCUUACAAGUAACAUUUUAAUGAAUCUACAAAACAAGGGCAUCUUGAACAAUGUAUCCUCUUCCCUGGACGCAUCCUCUCCUAAUCUUCAGAGUUCACUUCCCUCAUCAUAUGUUUCAAAAACUAUGCCAUCUGUGAUUCCUGAUCAACUAGGAGCAGCACAAUCCACUUCUUUGUGGAGACCCACAACAUAUACUGAUAGAAUGAGCUCAUCAUCUGUUUUUAGUGAUGGAUUAGCUUCAGCAUUUGGCUCACCCAAAUCAAAGAAGACAGGAGCAGAAGCAAAAGAUGAGUUGCUCAGUAACAUUUUGUCAAGACAAACAGCAGCUGGCUCUUCAUCUGCAAUCCCUUUAGCAAGCAAUGGGGUAGUGCCACCACAACUGGCGAACACAGGUUCUUCAUCUGAUCAACUCGGCGCUUCUUCCUUCUCACUUCAGUAUGUGCAGCGCAUGCUUGAAGAAUCUCUUGGGUCUGUCCAGAAGUCCAUCCAUGAGGAUGUGAGAAAUCUCCACAUUGAACUUUUAAGACAGUUUCACAUGCACGAGAUGGAAAUGUCAGGCGUGCUGAACUUGGUCCUGGAAAAGGUGGAAGGCCUGACAAAAGAAGUGCAGCAACUAAGAAGGGAGAACCAACAGCUCAGGCAGCAGCUUCUCUAAUAUGUGCCUUUGGGCGCCUCUCUGGCAAUCUUAUGCUGUGGAAGAGUGCAAUUUGCUCAGGAGUCCUAGGUAGGCCCAAACCUAUGUAGAGGCCUGGCGAUGGUUGAUUCUCAUAUUGGUUGGAAGCUCGUGUUUGACUUUGACACGGUUGUACAUAUAAUCCUCUUAAUUUAGAAGCAUAUUUUGAUCGAAUUAUUGAUUUGUCUGUUUGCCGUGCUUCUUGGACUGGCUCCAUGUAUCUUGGUGGACCUUGGGCGUCCUGAUGGCAUAUGUGAGAGGUCAACACAGGUUUCCGAUGUAGCUUUUGUUAAUAUAAUUCCUUGAUUAGGCUC
Messenger RNA from Zea mays, 2812 nucleotides. RefSeq lists its product as uncharacterized. Gene Ontology annotation, biological process: cell plate assembly; positive regulation of cytokinesis; regulation of mitotic spindle organization. The transcript is spliced from 10 exons. The coding region runs from base 165 to 2480 and encodes 771 amino acids. The record is from RefSeq and is marked validated. Gene Ontology annotation, molecular function: protein binding; gamma-tubulin complex binding. Gene Ontology annotation, cellular component: kinetochore microtubule. Lineage: Eukaryota; Viridiplantae; Streptophyta; Magnoliopsida; Poales; Poaceae.